This is a messenger RNA of Mauremys reevesii (Reeves's turtle), 2527 nucleotides long. It is a transcript of the gene KLHL38, whose product is annotated as kelch like family member 38. The record is from RefSeq and is a predicted model, not a curated record. The coding region runs from base 1 to 1743 and encodes 580 amino acids. Gene Ontology annotation, molecular function: protein binding. The transcript is spliced from 3 exons. NCBI's taxonomy places the organism in Eukaryota, Metazoa, Chordata, Testudines, Geoemydidae.
AUGGAGGAAGAAUCUGCAAAGGACCUUCUCUUCAAAGACCAGGACUUCUCCUCCGAACUAUUGAGGCAGCUCAAUGUUUUAAGGCAAAACGGGAUGUUGACUGAUGUUACUCUCUGCACUAGCGAGUUUGAAAUCCCUUGCCACAGGAAUGUGCUGGCUGCAAGCAGUCCUUACUUCAAGGCAAUGUUCUGUAACAACUUUAAAGAGAGUUGCCAGGCAAAAGUCGACUUGAAAGGCAUUGACUCCAAUAUUUUGUAUCAGAUUGUCCUUUAUGUUUACACAGGAGAGAUUCUUAUAACACCCGAGAACGUCUUGUACCUAAUGGAGGCCACUUCCAUGUUACAGUACAUUAAAUUGUUCCAGGCCUGCUCCUUGUACCUCCAGGACCAGCUGACUCCUGAGAAUUGCCUGAGCAUGAUAAGACUCUCUGAAAUCUUGAACUGCCAGAAUCUCAGUAAGAAAGCCAAGGAGAUGGCUCUGAAAUACUUUCCUGAAGUAGCCUCUUCUGAAGACCUGAAGGAGCUUUGUGCACUGGAGUUGAUCAAUUACCUUGGGGAUGAUGAGCUCUGUGGUGAGGAGGAACAAGUGUUUGAGACACUCAUGGUCUGGAUCCGGCACGAUCUCCAGGCGCGACAGGGCUAUAUCCAAGAUUUGUUCAAGAAGGUCCGGCUUCAAUACGUCCACCCAACCUUCCUUUUCCACUUCAUUGCCAAUGACUCCCUCAUUCAGUCUUCACCCGCUUGUAGAAGCAUCCUGGAAUCAGCCAGGAGACAGAUGUUUUCAUUAUACAGCACCAGCGCUCCUGACAUUAAACCCAUGUGGCAUGUUCCCCGCAGAUAUUCGUACCAAGAGUUCCUCAUAAUCAUUGGUGGCAGGAAGGACAACCAGACAACAACCAGGGACGUCCUGCUAUAUGACGAGAAGACCAACCAGUGGCUGAGCCUCGCCAAGCAUCCUAUGCGCCUUUACAAAGCCUCUGCAGUGAGCUUGCAUAGCAAUAUCUAUGUGCUAGGAGGGAUGCCUGUUAGCUGUGAGAAAAGUCCAGUCAGUGAUAAUGUUUAUAUUUUCUCCCUCAAGCUAAAUCAGUGGAGGUUAGUUGAACCCAUGCUGGUUCCACGCUAUUCUCACAGGAGCAUAGCCUAUAAGAACUACAUUUUCUCAAUUGGAGGAAUUGGAGAGAACCAGGAAAUUCUGAAUUCCAUGGAGAGGUACGACAGCAUUUAUAACGUCUGGGAGAACAUGGCAAACAUGCCUGUUGCUGUCCUUCACCCUGCUGUUGCAGCUAAAGACCAAAGAAUUUAUCUCUUUGGAGGGGAAGACAUUAUGCAAAACCCUGUCCGUCUAAUACAGGUUUACCACAUAUCCAGGAACAUGUGGUUUAGAAUGGAGACCAGAAUGGUGAAGAAUGUUUGUGCACCAGCAGUGGUGAUUGGAGACCGGAUUAUCAUUGUUGGAGGGUACACCCGGAGAAUAAUCGCCUACGAUACUCAGGCCAACAAGUUUGUUAAGUGUGCAGACAUGAAGGACAGACGGAUGCAUCACGGAGCUGCUGUGAUAAAAAACAAGCUAUAUGUUACCGGAGGGCGCUGUCUGACUGCAGACAAUACAAUCCAAGACUCUGAUUCAUUGGACUGCUAUGAUCCUGAGACUGACACAUGGACUUCGAAGGGGAAACUCCCACACAAACUCUUUGACCACGGAUGCCUUGCUCUUCAGUGCGUUCCCUAUUCCAACCUCCUGUAAAGGAAUCUUGUGUUACUCUGGCCCAAAGGGCCCAAAUUGCUGGGUACGGUGCAUAUGGAAAGUACUAGCAACUGUCCCAAUCAUCUGCCAGUGAAGCAACCAAGGGAGGCAGUCAUCUCCAGGGUGCUGUGUGCAAAAGGCCAUGAAUUCUCAGAUCUAUAUGUACAUACUGCAGCAAAAUGGGAUGUAAUUUGCUGCAAAAUCCCAGAGUACAUACAACAGCCCCACCCUGAGAUCCCUCCUCAGAUUUUACUCAAGCAAUUGGAGUAAAAACUGGACAAGAGCCUCAGGAUUUCACCAAGGGCCUGACUCAAAGACCACUGAAGUCAAUGACAGUCUCUCCAUAGACUUUAACAAUGAGCGUUGGAUCAGGCCCCAGCUGCUGACUACUUAGCACGGAUUGUCUCUAAUCCUGCUGUUUAUAACAGCAAAUGUUUAGCAUUUGAGUCAUUUUAUGGUAAGGGAAAAAUUUCUGACAAAAAAAAUCCCCAAAACUUUCUGUGUAUCUCUCUCAAAUGAGAAAGGAGAUAAAGUUUCCUCUUAAACUUCCUUCUGUUUUGGUCACUGCAAAUUUAAAGCUAUGUAUCACUGCAUGGACAGUUUGUGUUAUUAAGAGAUUUUACUUUGAUCUUAAAGGCCUUUGUAGGUUAAGCCUGUAUUUUUUCAUUGUAGCCAUUAAUCAGACAAUAUAAUCAGUUCCAAGGGCAGUGUUUUUCUUGUGUAGUAAUGUGCUUAUAAAAAUAAUGCAUUUCCUGCUCCUUUUUGAUUAAACACACCUGACAAA